UUCGUCGAAGGAAGUGAAUGCAAAUAAAAAAAGCUCUGACGAAUGAUAAGACAACACACAUGAAUAUAAUAACAAUAAAAAAUAUACCCACUCCUUUGACAUUGAUGCGACACUUCUCCCAAGUCCUCCUUCUACCUUUUUUCUUUUUUUUUUUUUUGUUUUUUUUUUCUAUCCGUGAUUGACUUUCACUUCUCUCUGAAAUAUCAAACACUGAAAUGGCUCUUGAAGUGGUUAGUGCAUCUUUUCUCUCUGCUUUGUUCCAGACAAUGUUUGAGAAGAUGGCUUCACCGUAGAUGGUGGGCUUCUUUCUCAAAAGGAAACUCAACCAUGGGCUGCUCAAUAAACUCAAGAUUAUGUUGUUGUCUGCUAAUUCAGUGCUUGAUGACGCUGAGGAGAAGCAACUGAGGAACCCUCUCGUGAGGAAGUGGCUUCAUGAACUCAAGGAAGCCACUUAUGAUGCUGAUGACUUGUUGGAUGCCAUUGCUACCAAAGCUUUGCAAAGAGAGAUAAAAAACAUUUGCAUCUUCAAGUAGGAGAAUGAAGGUAAAGAAACUUGUCUCAACUUUGUUCUCUAGUACUAUUUCUGCUUUUGAUAACGCUAUAGAGACAAAGAUAGAAGAGAUUCUUGAUAGGUUGAAGUUUGUUCUUGAGCAAAAGGAUAUAUUUAGUUUAAAAGAGGGUUUUCAAAACAGAGUUUCACAAAGAUUACCAGCAACUUCUUUGGUAGAAGAAUCAUGUGUCUAUGGUAGGGAUUUUUUCAAGGAGAAAAUUGGUGACUUGUUAUUGUCAAAUGAUGAUCAUAGUGGUGAAAAGAUAUCUGUAAUUCCCAUUGUUGGUAUGGGUGGGAUUGGCAAAACUACACUUGCUGGUCUAGUUUAUAAUGAUGACGUAGUGAAGAAGAAGUUUGAUGUUAGAGCAUGGGUUACUAUCUCAGAUGAUUUCAAUAUCACUAGAAUAACAUAAACGAUUCUCGACCAUAUGGUUGAACUUAAACCAUGUGAUGAUGUUAACGACUUAAAUCAACUUCAGGUGAAACAGAAGGAGGUUUUAAGAGAGAGAAAGUUUUUCUUUGUUCUAGAUGAUGUUUGGAACAAUAAUUAUGGCCUUUGGAAUGUCUUAAGGUGUGCUUUUGAAUCUGGAGCACAGGGAAGUAAGAUCAUUGUGACUACUCGCCAUCAUGAAGUUGCAUCAAUGGUGACCACUGUUCAACCUUUUAAACUGGAAACAUUAUCUUAUGAAGAUUAUUGGCAAUUAGUUGUAAAACAUGCCUUUGUUCACGUGCCUGUAGGUGCAAAUCAAAAAUUUGAAAUGAUUGGUAGAAAAAUUGUUGAAAGAUGCAAAGGCCUCCCUUUGGUUGUAAAAUCUCGAAGAAGUUGGAAAUGAGUACUUUGACGAUCUAACAUCAAGGUUAUUAUUUAAAAAGUUAUAUACCGUAUCCAAUUGGUCGUUUCUAGAGGCAAGUAUUUUCCACAUGUAUGAUCUUGUGAAUGAUUUAGUCAAGUUGAUAUCUGGAGAGUUUUGUUUUGUACUUGAUAAUACCGAGUCUGGUUCAGCUGUUAUAAACAAGAGUAUCCGUCAUUUGUCAUAUGUCGAAGAAAAUGUCUACAACUUUAAUAACUUUCAAGUUCGAU
Humulus lupulus (European hop) is the source of this 1631-nucleotide messenger RNA. Its product is annotated as putative disease resistance RPP13-like protein 1. Gene Ontology annotation, molecular function: ADP binding. Bases 538 to 963 code for a protein of 141 amino acids. The record is from RefSeq and is a predicted model, not a curated record. The transcript has a single exon. Lineage: Eukaryota; Viridiplantae; Streptophyta; Magnoliopsida; Rosales; Cannabaceae.